This is a messenger RNA of Racocetra fulgida, 414 nucleotides long. The record is from the annotation of a GenBank genome assembly. Lineage: Eukaryota; Fungi; Glomeromycota; Glomeromycetes; Diversisporales; Gigasporaceae.
AUGUCAGCUUUAACACGUACUAAUAUUCUUUCGCUUUAUCGAUCUUUUCUUCGUGUAAUUGAACGUUGGCCAACGGACUAUUUACGUCCAAACCGAAAUUUAAAACAUAUUCUUCACUUACGUGUUACUGAAGGCUUUAAACAAAAUAUUGCAGUUAAGGACGCGAAUGUACUUAGAGCUUUAGUCUUAGAUGCAGAAGUUGAACUUGAUGCAUUAAGAAGGCUGGCAGAAAAUGAAUUUAAAGAGAAGUACCCACUUUCGGAUAGGAUUUAUAGACCAGCAGCUAAUCCAAAAUAUUAUUCAGGACUUGUAGCUGCGAUAGAUAAAACAGCUAAACUUAAACAAGAAGCAGACUUGAAACCUUCAUUAUGGAAAAGAUUAGGGUUUUGGACAAGAAAGUUUUUUUGGAAUUGA